GGUUUCACAACCCCUCCAGCGCACACCCCCAGUGUAACCAGCCUCUCGCCUCUGUGAGAAAGUCUUACUGCAAGAGGCCCCAGGGCAUUAUCAUUUCCCUCUUCCACCCUGUCUAGGUUGCCGGCAAAUCCCAAGGGCCCUCUGGGACUGGAGCCCGGGUCCACAGGUCCCUCCGGCAGCUUGAGAGAUGAAGAAUUCCUGCAUCAUCCUAAUGAGGCUGCUGCUGUUUGGGCCCUUUCUCUUCGCCCCGGCCUCAAGCUACAACCUGGACGUGCUGCACGCACAAAGCUUCUCCUUCCAAGACUCCGGGAGGCAUUUUGGGUAUCGUGUCCUGCAGUUUGGAAACAGGGUUGUCAUAGGAGCUCCAGGUGAGGGGAACAACACGGGAAAUCUCUAUCAGUGCCAGCCAGCCACUGGACGUUGCCUACCAGUCAGACUGAGUGGUUCCAACUAUACUUCCACGUAUUUGGGAAUGACCUUGGCGACGGACCCCACAAAUGGAAGACUUUUGGCCUGUGACCCUGGGCUGUCUCGGGUAUGUGACCAGAAUAUUCAUCUAAGUGGCCAGUGUUACCUCUUCCGUCAGAAUCUGCAGAGCCCUGUGCACCAAGGACGCCCUGGUUAUCAGGAAUGUAUAAAGGGCAAUGUAGACCUGGUAUUUCUGUUUGAUGGCUCAAGGAGCAUGCAGCGAGAUGAAUUUCAGAAAAUUGUAGACUUCAUGAAGGAUGUGAUGAAGAAACUCAGCAACACUUCCUACCAGUUUGCUGCUGUUCAGUUUUCCACAACAUACAAAACGGAAUUUAGUUUCUUGGAUUAUGUUCGACAGAAGGACCCUGAUGUCCUGCUAGCCAAAGUAGAACACAUGGCCCUGCUGACCAACACCAUUGGUGCUAUCAACUAUGUCGCAACAGAGGUGUUCCGACAGGAUAUGGGGGCCAGGCCAGAUGCCACAAAAGUGCUCAUCAUCAUCACAGACGGGGAAGCCUCUGACACUGGCAGCAUUGACGUGGCCAAAGACAUCAUCCGCUACAUCAUUGGGAUUGGGAAGCAUUUUCAGACAAAAGGAAGUCAGGAGGCACUCCACAAAUUUGCCUCAAAACCCAUCAACGAGUUCGUAAAGAUUCUGGACACAUUUGAGAAGCUUAAAGAUCUAUUCACUGAGCUGCAAAAGAAGAUCUACGACAUUGAGGGCACAAGCAAACAGAACCUGACGUCCUUCAACAUGGAGCUGUCCUCCAGCGGGAUCAGUGCUGACCUCAGCGGGGACCAUGUAGUCGUGGGGUCAGUUGGAGCCAAGGACUGGGCUGGGGGCUUUCUAGACCUGAAGGCAGACCUGCAGGAUGACACAUUUGUUGGGAAUGAGCCACUGACACAGGAAGCAAAAGAAGGAUACUUGGGUUACACGCUGACCUGGCUGUCCUCCUUGGGAAACACAUCACUGUUGGCAGCUGGAGCCCCCCGGUACAAGCAUGUGGGGCGGGUGCUUCUGUUCCAAGAGCGAAACGGCAAAGAACUCUGGAGCCAGAUCCAGGAAAUAGACGGGGCCCAGAUUGGCUCUUAUUUUGGUGGGGAGCUUUGUGGCAUUGACGUGGACCAAGACGGGGAGACAGAGCUGCUGCUGAUUGGAGCCCCCCUGUUCUAUGGGAAGCAGAGAGGAGGCCGGGUGUUUGUCUACCAUAGAAAACAGCUGAGGUUCGAAGAGGUCUCAGAACUGCAGGGGGAUUCUGGAUACCCCCUUGGGUGGUUUGGAGCAGCCAUCACUGCCCUGACGGAUAUCAAUGGGGAUGGCCUGAUGGACGUGGCUGUGGGAGCCCCACUGGAGGAGGAGGGGGCUCUGUACAUCUUCAAUGGGCAGCAUGGUGGGCUCAGCCCCCGACCAAGCCAGCGGAUAAAAGGGACCCAGGUGUUCUCAGGAAUUCGGUGGUUUGGACGUUCCAUCCACGGGGUGAAGGACCUUGGAGGGGAUGGCCUGAUAGAUGUGGCUGUGGGAGCUGAGGGUCAAGUGAUCAUACUGAGCUCCCGGCCUGUAGUGGAUGUCAUCACCACGAUGACCUUCUCCCCGGCUGAGAUCCCAGUGCACGAAGUGGAGUGCUCCUACUCAACCAGUAACAGGAAGAAGGAAGGGGUGAACAUCACCAUCUGUUUCUAUGUCAAGCCUGUCCUCCAGUUCCAAGGGCCCCUGGUUGCCAAUCUCACUUACACCCUGCAGCUGGAUGGCCAUCGGACCAGAAGCCGGGGGCUGUUCCCUGGCGGGAGACGUGAGCUCAGUGGGAACACAGUUGUCUCCCCUGUCAGGUCCUGCUUUGAGUUCUGGUUUCAUUUCCCGGUAUGCAUUCAAGACCUCAUCUCUCCCAUCAAUGUCUCCCUAAAUUUCUCUCUUCAGGAGGAAGAAGGGACACCGAGGGACCACAGAAUGUGGCGCAAGGACGUACAGCCCAUCCUGAGACCCAUACCACACUCGGAGACUAAGGAGAUCCCUUUUGAGAAGAACUGCGGCGAGGACAAGAAGUGCGAGGCCAACCUGGAGCUGUCCUUCUCUGAAAGAUCCAGAGUCCUGCAUCUGAUCCCCUCAGCCAGCAUGUCUGUGGAGCUGACACUGAGUAACACGGGAGAAGAUGCCUACUGGGUCCACCUGGGCCUGAGCUUCCCCCGAGGACUCUCCUUCCGCAAAGUGGAGAUGCUCAAGCCCCACAGCCAGAUGCCUGUGAGCUGCGAGGAGCUUCCUAAGGAGUCCAGGCUUCUUUCCAGUGCCCUUUCUUGCAACGUGAGCUCUCCUAUCUUUAAAGUAGGCACCUCGGUUGUUAUCCAGGUGAUGUUUCAUACGCUGCUAAACAGCUCCUGGGGGGACUUUGUCGAGCUGCACGCCAACGUGAGCUGUGACAAUGAGGACUCAGGCCUCCUGGAGGACAACUCGGCCACCACCAGCAUCCCAGUCCUGUACCCCAUCAAUAUCCUCGUCGAGGACCAGAAGAACUCCACACUCUACAUCAAUUUCAAGCCUAAAGGUCCCAAGAUUCAGUAUAUCAAGCACAUCUACCAGGUGAUGAUUCAACCUUCUAUCCAUGACCACGACGUGCCUGCCCUGGAGGCCUUGGUUGGGGUGCCACAGUGUCACAGCAAGGGACCCAUCACAUACACGUGGGUGGUGCAGAUGGAGCCUCCUGUCACCUGCCAUAAUGAGACACUGAAGAGGCUGCCCAGCGACACUGAGCCCUGCCUCCCUGGAGCUGAGUUCCGCUGCCCAGUUGUCUUCAAACAGGAGACGGCCAUCCAAGUAAUUGCAAGAGUCGAGCUCGUGGGAGAGAUUGAGGCCUCCUCUAUGUUCAGGCUCUGCAGCUCCGUCUCCAUCUCCUUCAACAGCAGCAAGCACUUCCACCUCUAUGGCAGCAGUGCCUCCCUGGCCCAGGUCAUCACAAAAGUUGAUGUUGUAUAUGAGAAGGAAAUGCUCCAUGUCUACGUGCUGAGUGGCAUCGGGGGGCUGCUAUUGCUGCUGCUGAUUUUCGUGGCGCUAUACAAGGUUGGCUUUUUCAAACGGAACCUGAAGGAGAAGAUGGAGGCUGUAGGUGCCCCAGACGGAAAUCCUGGAGAAGACUCUGAGAAGCCAGAGUCUGGGGAAGAGGCAGUGGAUCUGGGCUGCCUGGAGCCCCUCCAUGGGAAGGAGGCCCAGGAUGAAGAGUCAAAGACUGAGGCCCAGGACUGACGCACAGAGGGUCUGGGACUGGACUCUGGAUGCCUGAGGCUGGUCUACCUUGACCUGCAUUUCACUGUGUGUCCUCAGGCAAGUCACCGCCCCUCUCUAGGCCUCAGUGUCCCCAUCUCAAACAUGGAGCUGGUUCCCGCCUGCCUGCUUUGCAGGCUCAUGAUGAGGAUAGGCUGAGAGACAGGCCAGGAAGGCUACAGAGGUGAGGCCUUGUAACUGUCAGAUUGUCUUGGCUUCCACAACCACUCCUGGUCUCCUCCCCAGGAGGAGAAAUGUCUGAUUUAAAUUUGGAGAAACUGUAAUCUCAGGACCUAGCGACACUUCUGGCCCCCCCAUGCACCUGUCCUUGGCUGUCCACAGAUGCCUCAGACUCCCACACUGAACUGGCCUGCACCCUCUCUUGCCUGGAGUCCGGUCAGCUUUCCAUUCUUCUGCUAGAGAGUGAAUCUGAUCUGUAUCACUACAUUGUCGUGGCAAACCUCUUGCUCUUUGGCUCAAGCCCACAUUCCUUAAUAAGCCUUCCAAGGCCCUGCAAAGGUGGGCCCCUGUUGCUCUCCUCAGCCUCCUCUAGAAACACUUCUCCCUAAGCUCCAGCUCCACCAGCCUUUCUCAUGUGCCAAGCUCCCUCCUGUCUCACUCCCACAUAGCUCCCUCUGCCUGGAGCACCCCCCACCCCUUUCCUGGCUAGCUCUCACUCACCCUUCAGAUCUCAGCUCCUGCAUCACUUCCUCAGGGCAGCCCCUCCCACUUCAUCUUAGUUGGGUUCCCAUAUUAUACACUCUUUUAACAGCCUGCACUUGUCCUUCAUCACAUGGAUCAUAUUUGAAUUAACUAUUAGAUGAUUUACUUACUCUCUGGCUCUCAGAAUGAACUCCAUGAGGGUAGGGACCUUGUUCUUGUUCACUUUGGGAUUCCUGGUGUUGUCACAGGGCCAAACACAUAGUAGGUGCUUGACACAAUUCCAUCACAUUAAUGAGGGAGCCUGUGGGCAGAUGUAGAAAAGUUUGGAUGGACUAUGGCAGCCACAUCCUUCAAGGCUCAGCCUUCCCCGUCAGCCCGUUGCUCCACAGCCUCUCCUGGGACUCCAACACACCAUAUGCAGUGGCCCCUGUGAGACUGUGAACUCAAGGGUGGGGACACGUCUGUUUGCCUGGAUCCCCAGUGUCGAGUACGGUGCCUGCAUAUAUCUUACCUAAUAAAUGUGAAAUUCUGCCCAGUUGUUGUGAUGUGUUUG
Molecule: messenger RNA, 4934 nt
Organism: Trichechus manatus latirostris (Florida manatee)
Lineage: Eukaryota; Metazoa; Chordata; Mammalia; Sirenia; Trichechidae
Gene: ITGAL
Product: integrin subunit alpha L
Exons: 31
Coding region: 188-3700 (1170 amino acids)
Biological process (GO): integrin-mediated signaling pathway; cell adhesion mediated by integrin; cell-cell adhesion
Cellular component (GO): external side of plasma membrane; integrin complex
Molecular function (GO): integrin binding
Source: RefSeq, a predicted model, not a curated record